GGAGAGGAUGCAAGGCUUCUUCAAUUUAGAUCGAGGGGAUUCUCAACUAAAGGAAGGGAAAGCUACAUCGACGAUUGUGGUGGUCGUUGAGGAUUUGAUGGUGCUGGAUUCUACGCCCGUGGCUGAUCUGGGAAACAUGUCAAGCCAGGACUACCCCACGACUCAGGCUGGGAUGAAUCAAGAUGAUGAGGCUGCUGCGUUCGGGGGUAGCAGUGGUCGGGACGGGCUGCAGAUGGUGGCGCCUCCCUCACAGGGCGUGGUGAGCAACGAGUUGAUGGCUUCCACUGACUCGUCUUUGCUGACGAAACAAAAGGGCGCCGUGGGAGGGCCGAGCGGCCUGAUUCUGGAUUCGCCAAAGGCCUCCAGUGGAUUCGCUGCCACGACUACAUCGCCCCCUACCCUUUGUAGGAACAGCAAGACCAAGCUGCGCUCUUCGACAAUGUUCAAAGACAAGCCGAUCGUCAUCGACAUGGAGGCGGCUUUGCGGGCGGUGGCGGACAAGCUGGUGGUGGGUCAGGUACUCUCACCAUACCUGGCUGACCCCCGGGCCGUCGUCAACGAGGUGAAAGGGGCAUGGAGGCUCCGCGGCGAGGCGGUGGCCUAGCGAGUCAAAAGUGAAGAUGGGUGCUUCAUCGUCACCUUUUCGGAGGAGGGUGACCGGCGUCAUGUGCUGCAAGCUAGACCAUGGCACUACAGGAAUGAUGCAGUCCUACUCGCGACGUUUGAUGGAAGCGGUGACCCUAUGGAUGUUCCCCUUGAUUCUUUCAGAAUUUGGGUGCAAAUCCAUCAGUUACCGGUUCCUAUCAAGACCGUGGAAAUGGGAUGGACCCUUGGCGAGAAGCUCGGCACCGUCAUUAUGGUGUCACACAAGAACAAGAAGAUCGUCGACGAGUACAUUCACAUCCGCAUCAAGCAUCAGGUGGACGAGCCAGUGAGGAAAUUCAUCGACACAACCGACGUUGGGGCACUAACAAGAUAUACUUUCCUGUGUUGUGGUGUUGUGGGGCACACUACAGCCAAGUUCUGUGGUGCCCCUACUGAGCUUCGAAAGAAGAACUUCUCCAUCGACCUCAAGGCUUCUGCGCUUUCGAAGAACCUACGCACUUCGGGGGCUUCGAACGGGCGUCUCCUCGAGUAUGGAGGCCUAUCGGUGGCCCCUAGAGAUGUGGAGGUGGCGGGCAGGUCCAAGCUACCGGAGAAGGUGAUCAAGGCGGUGACCACGGCUGUCCAGAAGCUCACGGUGGAGGCGAUGCCUUUCUUUCCCAUUUCUGCUGGUGCGCAGAAUUGUGGGGAGGAGACGAUGGGGGCUGAAGGUUCCUAGGAUGAGGACCCCUCUCAAUGAUGCUGAGAUGGUCAUCGCGUCUGGUCGGGUGGACGGCCGUAUCAGGAUGUUGUAGGUGUCAAAGGGGGUGCUCCCUCCAUCAUCUUGAGUGCUCCUGUGACCCCUGCUGUUGUUGAUGCUGCUUUUGGGGAGUGACCCAAAGGAGCUGUGGAUGGUGCCCCCUCAGCCCGCCAGGGUAACAUGGUGGACGUACAGGGCACUAUGGGCUCCAUCAACAUGUACGCCCAUGCUGAAGGGGAGGUUGCUGACACAGGCAAGGGAACUGAUUCUAUUCGAGGCCGAUGGAAGAGACUUUGUAGAGAGGAGCAGGUGGAGCGGGUUGUUGUCCAAGGCGUGUGUGCCAAGCAUGUGAAGUUUGGGGUCCCAACGCCGCCAAAUAGCGGCAAUGACAUGUCUAGCCACAAGGGUGCCUUUACAGCCAUCCUGGAGAGCAUAGCAGGUAGUAAGAGGUGUCAUCCCGAUGAUCAAAAUUUAGUGCUUAGCAUGGAUAGCACUGGUUCAGAGAGUUUAGAGUAUAAGAGUGCAAAUGGUUUAAGUGUUUCUUGUAAAAGAGUCUGUACUGAGAGGGUUGAGGCUGUAGUAGGGCUACAUGGAUCAAUUGUUCAUGUAACACAGGAGAGAGAGGGGAGAGAGGAGGAUGCUCAUGAUAGAAGGUGGGAAUCAGUGGGAGAGGACAAAGAGGAUGGGGAGGAAAAAAGGAAGCUACCGGCCUUGGGGCUACCGGUGACCUGAUGGGCGUGGAUGACGCCCGUCAGGAGCCAUGAAAAUAUUGAGGUGGAACUAUCAAGGCUUGGGUCAACCUCGUACAGUUCAAGAGUUGGUGUGCCUCUCAAAGAUUCGCAUACCCAAUAUUAUCUUUUUAUCUGAAA
This is a messenger RNA of Triticum aestivum (bread wheat), 2211 nucleotides long. RefSeq lists its product as uncharacterized. Lineage: Eukaryota; Viridiplantae; Streptophyta; Magnoliopsida; Poales; Poaceae. The coding region runs from base 8 to 604 and encodes 198 amino acids. The record is from RefSeq and is a predicted model, not a curated record. The transcript is spliced from 2 exons.